AUCUUAUCAGAGUGGCCAUAGGUCGUGGUCGUCUAUUCCCACUCCUUUAUCCUCCAGUUUCCAGUUCUAUGUGGAGAAGAGAUCAUAAUGGACGGGUUGUCUCUGACUUCGGCGAUCCUCCUUCUGUCGCAUUUAUUUGUGUCUUGUAGUGGAGACUAUUCUACAGGAGCACUCCAGGCCAUAAGAUGUACUUUGUCACGGACUUUGCCAGAGGAUUGUUCCAGUCUUCCAGAGGUAAUGGUUCCCAGUUGUUUAAUAGUUGCGUACAACGACAGUCCCAGUACGCUACACAACGCUUUACGCGCAGGCAAAUUGAGUCAGCUGACUGAUGGGCAAGUUGCUAGUCUUCCUCUCAGUUUGCUAUACUUCAUUCCGAUAAGUCGGCUUGCAGAACUCAACGGCACACAGUUGGGCAUCAUCAUCCAAAAGCACGCGAAAGACACAAGCCUUGCACGCCAGGUCAUAGCGAGUGUGCAGAACACAAGGCAGCAGUUCCAGCUGUUGCACAAGCUGAAAGCAUCGUCUUUGCCUCAAGAUGUGGCACAAGUGGUGGGAGAAGGCAUCAAAAAGUCAGAUCUGAAGGAGGUCUUCGUCAAGACGCUUCCAAAAUUCGAAGAACCCAUCUUAGCGUACGUACGUCCGAAUACUUACCUCAGGCUGGCCGUUGACACUGUCUAUGCAAUAAAUUACCUACUAAACGAGUUCGAACUGUCCAAGAUUCCAAAAAAAUCCACCAUUCGAGUUAUUGCUCAAGCCAGCAUUAGAAAUCACUUCCCACUGCCAAAAGUGUACUGGCUUCUGAGUGGACUAUCACCCGAUGAGAUCAAGAACGACUCCUUGGUUCGUCAACUGGACAGGAGCAGCUUCAAACUUGACCUUGACAGUAUGCAGGCAAGAGCCGUCUUCGAGACUCACUACCAAGGUCGUCAACUACGUGGAGGAGACUACAUAGACAGUAUAUCUCUGCUAGGAAGACUAUCUCCCAGCCUUCUUCAGAAGUUCCCAGUCCAGGAACACAGAUAUGAAAUUCUUCAGGUUAUUCCUAAGCCUCACUCCCUACCUACAGCGUACCAGCUCAUGGAGUACGUGAAGGCUGACUGUAGAAAGACAGGGAAGUUGCCAUUACAUGAAGAGGAAAUGUGGGGCGUGCGUAUCCAUUACAUGGGCCAAUGGGUGUACACCCUGCCUCUGGAGAUCCUGAGGGAGUACCUCCAUACUCCUCUGGACACGGCUUGGCUGAGAACUGUACAAUCACCUGCUCUGUCACCCAUCCAGGCGUACUACCUGACUGGGAAAGGGGAGGUGCUGAAUGCCGGAGCAGCAAACACCCUGAUGGACUUGGACACUAUGCUGCAUGCUCUGCCAGCCAGUGAGCUGGUCAGCCGCUAUUCAGGGAAUAUUAGCUCUAAUGUACUUCAACACCUGACAGCUAACCUCCCUGGCGGUAACAUACCCAGGACUAUCGCACUUGUCAAUAAAAUAUCACAUAUCUUAGACGAACCAUUUAUUCUGGAGAAUCUACUGAACAGCUCUAAUCUGAACAAUAUCAUGAGCCUGGUGCCCCCUAAUGAUUUCAAGAAGGCCGGCAUGAGGUUCAUACACUGGUCGAUCACUAACCCAGAGUCUGUGGAGAAGAUACAGCAGAUGCCACAACCCAUUUUGGCAGCUCUACUUGAAAUGGUCAGAGAAGAUAAGAAAGAUGUUGGGUGGAGUUGGCACUACUUGUUGGAGAGGAAAGAAGUCAGGCAGCUGAUUGGUGGGAUGACUUGUGAACAUAUUGAGGAGAUGGAUACCGGCCUCUUUAUCCCCAUAAUUUCUAUGUACAACAGACAGCGGCAACAGAGUUUUCCAAAGAAUCUCCAGCAGUGUUGUCUGAGGAAGCUGAUGGAACAUUUACAACUCAAGAUGACUCUUACCCAAACUCAUUCUGACUUUGGUCUCAUCUCAAUGCUCGAACCUGUUGAGAUAGAAUCACUUGGAGGUUUUGUGCUGGUUGGCCUACCAGUUGAAGCCCUGAAGGCUUCACAGCACCUGGACCAUAUCUUGGCAACCAUUGGAAAACUGUCCAACACAGAUCUUCUGAUGGCAGCUAACAUCAGCCAUUUACAAGCAGUAGCCCAUCUUGCUAUCAAACAGGAUGGCAUCGUAGAUGUGUUCACCGCCGGCAACCUUGUGUGGUUUUUGCCGCCCAAGUCGAAGGUUCCGGAGCUCAAGUUGAUGUUGGAGGCAAAACUGUUAGAUACGACCAUCUGUGUACCAACUGCAUCUCGUCGCAACUUCGCAGCCAUCCUGCUUAGUCAGUUCGGGCCUGCAGUUAACUGGAGUGGGGGUGUGUUGGCAACACUGCAGGAUCUGUUGGUCGUGUUCACGCAGGAGGAGUUGAGCAACGUGAGCAAGUCUGCGUGGACGGAAGCUGCAGACUGCUUAAAGACUCACUAUGCCGAUGAUGUAAACUUAGUUUCAAGCACACCGUUCUAUCAGUUUUGUUCGGGAAUUCUAGGAAAGUCUGAGGAGGUUGAGAUGAUGUCAGCUGUGAAGAUGCUGACAAAAUGGCUUCUGACAGCUGCUCAAUGGCAGCUAGACACCGUGUUACACGUGGGUGCUCCGAAAACGUCAGAGUACUGGUUCUCUGGAAAUCUUGACUGGCUGAAUCAUCACGAGGCCACACCCGUUGGCGUUUUUUCACCUGACCCUGAGACUACCUCAAUGUCAAGUGAAGAACCAUCCUCGACAACCGUAGAGACUUCAACUGUCACCGAGCCAACCACAUCGUCGACUGAAACCUCGACAGCUCACCAAACUACUCAUACAGUUGUUUCGAAGAGUUCAUCUUCGACUUCAAAGAGUACGAGAGCCAGUGAGAAAACAACUACUCCACCCUACAUCACAGAAGGGAAUACCACCGACAAAGGCAUGCCUCAUGAAAAUAGUCACAGCGUAGUCGACUCACCCGUUGUAAAUAAUGUUACAAUACCCACAACUGUGGAAUAUCAGAGUACACCAGUGAAACUCAAUGUCACUGAUGGAAGUCCAACAAAUUCUACUUCGAAGAAUGGAGAAUAUUUUGACAAACAAGACAAAAAUUCAACCUUAAAACCUGAAGGAGGCGUUGAAAUAAAUAAUGAAGAACAUCUAAACAUUAAUUCUUCAUCAGAAGCUGUGGUGAAACCACACGAAAAUGAUUUGGAAGGACACAAUAAAACCACCAAUACUUCAAGUUAUGAAUCCACCACAGUAAAGACCAAUAAUACUCAGGUAGAUGUAAUCAAGCCUCAGGACACCAAUUCUACUGAAUUCUCUCCACAUGGAAAGAAUGGUCUACCAAUUAAUGGAUCCCUCCAUACAAGACAGAUUGGAAUGGGUGAACUGGAAACAAAUAUUCCACCGACAUUGCCCAUGCCUCAACAAAGCAGUGACAAUGGUAAAAGUGACCAUGAAAACACUAUUCAAUAUGAUGAUCAGUCAGUAACCACAAUAAAGUCCCACACCAUCUUACACGAUCCAUCAAAGAAAUUAACAGAUGUGGAAGAGAAUACAGUGGUUUAUGAAAGCUCAAAUAAAAAUAAAAACACUAUUAUUGAAGGUAUUGAAAAAGUGACUGAAGAAGAAACAUCAGCAGAUUCCAAUCUUCGGCAAAAAAGAAACAGUGCCAUUUCCACCAAGGUGACAUGCAAUGCUGUGAAGAUGGUUGGGAAACAGGCGGGUCUUGUCAUAACAGAAGGUGACCUAGAAGAAAUGUCCGACUCCGACAUAGAUGACUGCAAAGUGGAAUUUGGGGCCAUGGAUUUAAGUUUUGAGCUUCGCAAGAGUAUUUGGAAGAGAAUCAACUUCAGCUAUUUGCAUGGAAUUCACCUUCUGGGGAAUCUGCUGCAAGCGUCGGCUGUAGCUGACUUCUGGGACGUGGAUUAUAACGUCAACAGUCCUUGGGCGCUAGAGAUCAUUCAUGCCAUCACCUCACACUUCAAUUACACCAUGAAUCCUGUUGUUGUAAACAAAAUGGUGAGAGACGUGCAAUCCAAAAACGAGGAAAUAACCACGGAGCUGGUGGCAGCCCUGGGUGUACAAGUCUGUCGUCUUGACCCCCUGCAGCUGACCACGGUUGGAGGAGGACCCUGGCCCGAGUUCCAACAGUGCCCCACCUGUCUAUCUCAACUUGUACGUGCCGCCAUUCAUCAACACGGCCCUGUCGCAGGGUGGACCCAACACUACGUUCACUCACUGCACGGCAUUGUUGCAGGACUACAACUGGACGAGUGGAGAGAGCUGAUAGAUUUGCCAAGCAAGCCUCUAGUAGCGCUUCAACCAGCUGCAGUCAAAUGUCUCAACAGUAGUCAUUUAAAGGUUCUUAAACCAAAUCACAUCUCGAUGAUUCCAACAUUGACGUUGCUCUCGUUCUCCCAGGAGCAGGUCGAAGCUCUGGACACCGAACAGUUACUGGCUUUCAAAAAUGUUACUGAAUUGUCAGUGCCAAAAAAUCUUUUACCUACUGUCUCUAAGAAUAUUUACUACACUGCAGGAAUUCCUUCUAGUGCUUCCAGCCACAUCUUGGCUUCUGCUUGUAGCUUAAUGCUUGUUUUCCUGGCUCUUACCAUUUUCAGGAUUGUGUAGAGAUAUUAUGCUUUAAAAGUAAGUAACCCUUAUCUAAUAUUAUUCAUAUGAAGUUGGAUUGUAAAUUUAAUAUAUUUUUAAAAAGGUUAGUUUUAGGUGUAGCACUAAUAAUUUAGCAUUGUUACCAGGAUUAGUGUAGUUUAACAAGCUGUAAGCUUUGAUGUGUGUAAAAUAAAACAAAAUUGUUGUAUCUUUUAUUAAUAA
Homalodisca vitripennis (glassy-winged sharpshooter) is the source of this 4812-nucleotide messenger RNA. RefSeq lists its product as uncharacterized. The record is from RefSeq and is a predicted model, not a curated record. NCBI's taxonomy places the organism in Eukaryota, Metazoa, Arthropoda, Insecta, Hemiptera, Cicadellidae. The coding region runs from base 88 to 4608 and encodes 1506 amino acids. The transcript is spliced from 22 exons.